This is a messenger RNA of Schistosoma intercalatum, 3746 nucleotides long. The record is from the annotation of a GenBank genome assembly. NCBI's taxonomy places the organism in Eukaryota, Metazoa, Platyhelminthes, Trematoda, Strigeidida, Schistosomatidae.
AGUUGCGUUUUCAAAUCUUAGCGUUACCGUUGUGGUGUGUUCUCACUUUCAAACAUUGGAUUAUGUGGUGGAGAUGUGUCACAGUGUUCAGUCACAAAUAUAUUUUUGAGCUUCACAGUAAUGUCAGAUUUAUUAGACAUAAACCAUGGGUGCCUAAAUUCAGGCUUAUGCGUCAGAUGCAACCGUAUGAUUCACCAGUUGAUCUCAGAGAUGAUUACGCUAAUGAGAAUGAAAGCACAUCAGAUUUACGUAGAAGGUUACGUAGAAAUGGAAUGUUACCUCCCCUACUUUUUUAUGAUCGCUCAAUAAAUAUUGGACAUACAGGAACUAUAGUUGAUCCGUACAUCCCUCCUGAUGGUGAUGGUCAAAGUUCAUUGCUGUCAACAAAGAGACUGACUAUUUUAAAAGAUAAUCUUCUUAAUAAGGGAAAAAACUAUAAGGAUUCAUCGCUGCUAAAAUCACAUGAACCAUCAUUUAAUUCCAAACAGUUUGCUAUUGAAGCUGAAAAUAUUUAUGUUGAAGCUCAUGAUUUGUUACAAAAUUAUCGUCAAAAUGAAUCCCGAUUAUUUGAACUAGUUACGGAAAAAGCACUAGUAGAUAUGACUGCUGACCUAAAACUUCGAACUCUGCAAUGGAAGUUUGUGGGUAAUAUUGAGCCACCUAGAGUUGUACAAAUACGCUGCAAGGAGCUUAUAUCUAAAGGCAAUUUUUAUGCUCAAGUUACAGUUCGUUUCUAUACACAACAGGUAAUAGGUCAACUAAUUACUAAUGUAUGACUAAUCAUUAUAGCAUUGUUCCUUGAUUUAUGCAUUUAUAAAUAUUAUUGACUAGUUGAAUGUAUAAAGUUUUAAUUAUGAAUAUGGCUCUUCGAACUACCAUUCACAUUAUUUAUUUUAAUGUUUGAGUCUAAGUUUAGUAUCGUAAGUCUACAUAAAAGUCAGUGAAUUGCUGUGUCCUUGCUAGUAUAUAUAUACUUAUUUUUUUCUUUCGUUUAGCUAACUCUAUUUUACAUGUGUGUACAGUUUGCUACUAUGAAACUCCCGGAGAUGAGUGUUCUGUAAAUGUGCUAUAUAUGUUUAGCUGUGAUUAGAUUUUGUUAUUGCUUUCCGAACACGAAGUCUAUGUUUAGUGACAUAAAUAAUUAACAAUAUCAGCUUAAAGUUGAGCUUCAGAUAACACGGAAAUAAUUUGAUUCUAUCUGCAACUGUUAUAUUUGCGUAAAGUAGUUUAUCAGUCAAUUGAUUGUAAUCCCAUGUUUCCCCUCAGACAUACAUAGUUUGGAUAUUCAUAAAUAUUAAACUAGUUUGGACUGAAAUAUGUCAAUAGUUGUUCUUUAGAUUGUACACAAUGAUCUAUGUGUCCAUUUAAGUGUAAGGUAUAAAAAAAAUACAUUUGGCUGACUUUCACUGAAAACUUCUGACUUUACAGAAUGCUUAGUUGUAUACUGCCCAUUGACUGCUCGUAUCCAGUUAGAAAUGUUAUUAUGAGUGAUUUUUGUAUAUCAUUUUUUUGUAUAGCUAACUAGUCUUAGAAUUUUAUUCUUUGUAUAUUUUUGUCAAGUGUUAUCACCUCUUCUGAUAUUCCUUUGAAAUAAUACAGAUUUUAUCCAUUUAUAAUCGUUUUGGGCGCCUACUAUAUGGCAAUCCGGAUACUGCUGUAGAUGUGCUCGAUUAUGUUGUAUUUGAAAGACAUGUUUCCGAUGAAUAUGGUACAUGGAGAUUACACGGUAAAGUCUCUCAUCCAAACUCUACAGUAAACUACACCUAUAUACCUACUCAACGGUUAUUCUCAGUGAAUUCAUCAACAACAUCGGAAUCAAACAAAUUGAUCGCAAAUAGUCGAAAUAAUAUUGAUGAUCCAAUAUCAGUAAACAGUUCGAAUAAAGAUAGUGUGAAUUAAUUUUUUAUAAAUUUUUUUCAUUAACAGAAAUUAAUUAGGUUAUAAUCUUUUGUGAAUGUUUCGUACUGAUACUGUAACCAUUUUUCACUUGGUUAUGGGAUUAUAAGACUAACAUCAGUCUACUGUUCAACCACCAAUAUAACAAAGCUAUGGACUUAUUCGUUAUGAUGUUAAGUGCCACCCUACCUUCUAACGUUUGACAUCUUUCGUCACUUUCGAGUUGUGACCUAUUUGUUUUAAGCUAAUAUUACAGAAAAUAGGUGUGGAUAAUUUUAAGUAUUAUUAUAUUUCCUACUGGUAGUAGUAGUAGUAGUAGUAGUAGUAGUCACCAUUCUGUAUCACUGGUAUACUUUAUUUUCAAGUAAGAAGUAUAGCUCCCACUGGAACUGUUUCAAUCCGCAUAAUUUUAUUUACAUUUCAGCAUUUUUCAGUUAAAAAGACCUCAAAUCUUUAAUUUUUUCUGCUAUUUAUAAAUGGCAUCUUAGAUGGAUCUGCUCAUAUUCUGGCAGUCAAAUUUUCAGUUAAAAUAAAAAAAACGAGAACUCAAAAUAAUUAUAUACAGUUAUGUGUGAGAGGGUUUUAAGUCAUUAACAAUUAUUAGGAUCUGGAAUUGAAUAAAGCUGGAAAUGUAUACCACUGGAUGCUACUUUAGUGGUCUAAUGAUUAACUAUUCACCUCGAUCCUUCAUGAGGUCAUGGAUUCGUACCAUUUGGUACUCCAUACUAGGAUUUACAUACAUACAUUAUCACACUGAAAAGCAAAUUUAAAAAGUUAUUGGUUCAUUGUAUGAUACCGUUUGUAGAAUGGUGAGUAAUGAUGGUUGUAAUUUGUAGGUAUCAAGAACACGAUGCACAUACAGUUUCAACAUACCAUAGAAACAAGCUACUAUGUACAUCCAUUUGUUAGUGUAUAAAAUAAUGAUGUAUUUAAAGAUUUCCAUCUAGUAACACCAAAAAUAUUAAAGUAUUAUUUCAGCUGUCAACAUGUUAUCUUUGAAUUUCAACAUGAGCACGAAUGUUCGUCGGGAGAAAUACCGAAUCUAAACUUAUUUUGGGUGUUGGUUACACCAGCUAGUUCCAUUUAUUGAUACGAACAGAUUUUCUUUUCUUAGUAAAAUAUUAUUACAAUAUGCGUUUCUUAAUGUUUUUCUGAUAUUGAUGUUAAGUCUUACAAAAAGAAUAACAUAUAGGCAUUCCAUACUAUAUUAUAGAGUUAGGACUCUGCUCGGAUGAAAUCAUUUGAAAGACUCAUAGUUUAAAGGAAAUAUGUAAUCAAGUUAUAAUUAGGUGUUAUUUAGUCUAAAAAUUAUUUUGUACAUUGUGCUGGGAACUAACUUAAUUAACCUCGUGAAUUGCACCUCAGAUAUAUCGUGUAUUGAAUCGACUGACUAAUAUCACAUGUCAAGUUACCAAUCAGAAUCUUAAUGCUAAUUUUGCCUGUUUGACGUUCGCUAUUCUAUGGUCUAGCGCCCUAGGGUUGACCAGUGACACUCCUGGCCAGGAAUGUUGAUUCAGAACCUAUAUGAUGGAAAGAAAAGUUAGUUUUCGAGUGAUUUACUCAUUAUGAGUUUUGUUCACGAUUACUUCCGUUUUGAUUCAAUGUAAUGAUUACUGAAUGUGGUAUUUGUUCUUCUUUUCUCGUAUGAUAUUUUAUUCUGUAUUCCUUUGAUAUGAACUAUGCUCAGUAUGUGAUUUGUUAUAACUCUAAGUAGUUAUCAUAUAUGUGAUUUCAUCCUAAUUAUUAAUCAAAAUGGGUGUACAAUCAAUAUAUAAAUGAGUUUAUUAUCUACCAGAGUCGUUGUUGUCGUCUUCGACGUGUUUUGAGGUUAAUAAAUCGUCACCUAUACU